This is a messenger RNA of Lymnaea stagnalis (great pond snail), 12180 nucleotides long. The record is from the annotation of a GenBank genome assembly. Lineage: Eukaryota; Metazoa; Mollusca; Gastropoda; Lymnaeidae.
AGAAAACAGAAUUAGGUUAGGGAACCCUUAAGGAAUUCCCUUAAAUGACGUAAAACAAGUAGCCAAAAUGGUGGCCGAAGCAGUGGCAUUUCUGGACUCAGUUACUGGACUCCCAUAACUAUAAAAUUUAAAAAGCUACACUUCGCAUCUUCUUGCCUUGAAUGAGAGUAUUCACAUUCAAAAUAUUUUUGAUAAAUAAUGGAUUCUACUCAAAGAUAUGUUGACUUCUAGUAAGUUCUCAUGCGUCUGAGGCCACUGAAGGGCUUAUUAUUAUAUUAUUACUGUUACUAUCUAAAAAAAAUAAUCUUCAUCAUUACUUACCAUUACCAGCCUUACCAGUGCUAGUACAAAGUCAGUGAAGGACUAAGACCAGGUCUAAGACUACAAUACUAUACCAUGUCUAUGUACUAUGUUUUACUAUUUAAUAAGUAACGAAUAUGAUGAAUUAAUAGGCCAAUUCAAUGUAGGGCUAAAAGUAAAAGUUAUGAAAAUACUGUCAACAAAUUUUUAGACAAAAGUCAUGUUAGACAUUUUUUUAUGUGCUCCACACAAAUAUGACAGUCAAAUUGCAAAAUUGGCUCUAUUUUUUUUGUAAUCUUUAAUCAAAAUCAUGUUUACAUCACGAAAUGCAUGUCAAUAGUAAUAGACCUGCGACGGUUAACAUCAGAAAAUUCUAUGAAACUUCUUAGUUUUCUUCCCCUGUCUCUUGUAGUACAGCUGUUCUGGAGCGUUUCUAGUGAGUGUCAAGCCGUAGUCAGCCAACAUUAUAGUGGACCAUUUCCCCUGGUAUCUUUGUUCCAUUGUUGGGAUAUAUUGAUGAAAACGUUUGCCAUGUUCAUCACUUACCAUACCACAUUUGUCGGGGAAGAAAUCCAGAUGGGAGUAAAAGAAGUGGAUCUUUAGAGACAUAAUAUCAUAUUGCAGCCAAGUUUCUGAUAGUGCAUCAGCAUAUCUCUGACUAGUUCCUUGUAGUUUUCUGCCCUAAUAUUCCAGAGAAAGUUUGUAGCACUAGGAUUUUUUCGCAUCACCUUGCAGCAAGUUAUUGAACCAGUCAUCUUUGAAGAGCGCUCUAGUCUGAGGACCCACAAAAACUUCCAUCUUUAAUUUUUACUUCGCUGAGUCAAGGGAUUGUUUUCAUGCAUGUAUCGCAAAGCUUGUGAAAUGUGGUCUAUGGCCUUCAUGAAGUUCUUCAUCAAACCAAGUGUUAUGUGAGGAGGUAGUAGCAGGAUUUUGUGAGCCUCGACAAGAGCUGGGUGCUGGAUAUUCUUUUCUCCAACUGCUACAAUUUGUCUUUGACUCCAUUCUUCCACAAAUAGUGCAAUUUCCUUAAUCAGCUAUCCCACACACAAGUGAAAUAUAUGUAUUUUGUAUAUCCUACUGCAGUCCCAUUAAAAGGGCAACUAACUUCAAAUCACCACAGAGCUGCCAGCUGUACUUGUUAUACUCAAUGAAAUUCAGUAGCUGCUUUAAGUUACCAAAUGUCUCUUUUAUGUGGAUAGCAUGCUCUGUUGGAAUAGAUGGAAGAUGGUUUCCAUUAUGCAAAAGUACAGCCUUAAGACGCAGUUUCGAAGAGUCUGCAGUCUCCAUUCUUGUGGUCUAGGAUUGAUUUUUAAGGCAUUCAUGAGGCCCUCAAUAUCGGAACAGAAUACCAGAUUACUAUCUUUUUCUGAAGAAAGGAUCCAACUGCUGGUGGUGCUUUUGAUAUUAAGUUAAUGUGACAUCUUCUUCAAGAAGAAUCCAUUGUUGGAGUCUUGAUCAUUACAUCAUUCUGGGCUUAUUUAGGAUGUUGAUGCUGUCUUACUGGUGAAACAUGGAAAAUUAUAUGAAAUUUAAUGAGAGCCAAUAAAAAAAUGUAAUGGUUGUAUUUGUGUUCAACAUACCAAGAUCCUACAGAUUAGGGCUUUUUAAACUCAGUAACGAUUACAAUAUUGACCAGUGUAAUGAUAAGAAGUUCAGUUACCAACCACAUUUGGCGUUUGUUUAGUAUUUAUUUACACUAUUUGUUUAGUAUUUAUUUACACUAUUUAAAAGUAACAGUUUGAUUUAACAUUAAUAUACAAUUUAUUUUCAGUUACCUGAACUCAAUAAAAGUUUUAGAACUAAGUGAUCAGUCACCAGUAGUAGUUCUAAAUUGUUUCUGCCUAUAUUUAAUAAAGCCCUAUAUUAUCAACAUCAUCAUUAUACCUUUUUAGUUGUUACCCAUUAAAUUAAUAUUAAUUUAGUGCUGCACAUAUUAAGAAACCAUCCAUAAAUGAUUUCACGGAGCUAGGGUUUGCUAGGAUUUUACAAUGUGUUAUAGUUGUAGAAAUGUUCAUGUGUACCCAUUUAAAUAAUACUUUUAAGGUAGUUAACAAUAUUCUUUUAUGGUUACUGUUUGAAAAACUUUAAAUUUGGAAAACAGUAUUUUUAGUGUAAGACAUUGAGAAUUCCUUUCAAAAAUAAAAAUGGUAUUGUUCCAAUGCUAAGAUUUCUUCAUCCAAUGUUUUAUCCUAAUUAAUCCUAAAUUUUGUAUUUAAUUGAACGUCACAGGCGUAUUUAGGUGCUGUUUAAUCAAGUUCAUGUUUUAGGAGACCUGCAUAUAUCCAAGAAUUCUGCCCAGGAUCCUCGAUAUAAAAAAAACUAACUUUGAUGCACUUUGAAAAAUAGCAAUGUCACUUGAAGAUCCUUUCUUUGUUGUAAAGGAGUAAGUACACAUUUCAUUGGUUUUCUUUAAACAAAAUGGCAGAGAUGUUAUAUUAUGAUUUUAUAUUUAAAAAAUAGCUUGUUUAAAAAUUAAUUUCGUCCUUUAUUGAGAAAAUUUAAAAAUCACUACUUGAUUUUAUUUUUAUUUACAGCCAGGGUUAGACUUUUUUAAGUUAAUGAAAACCAAAAGUUUGAUAGCAAAAUUAAUUGCUACAAUAUUAUUUUCUUGCCUGACUUAUUCUUUUUAUUCAUAUUAUUUAGGGAAGUCCAGAAAGCUUUGGUUGUGGUACGAAACUUGUUUAGCAGAUGGCGAGAGUUGCAGGAAAAUGGAGGCAUGUCUUCCAGAGAGGAGAUUGAAUAUACAACUAAUGAACUCAGAAAUAGCCUACGCAGUAUAGAGUGGGAUCUUGAGGAUUUAGAAGAAACUGUUGAUAUCCUUGAAAUUAAAAAAUCAAGUUUAAUAUUGUAAAAUGUAUUUUUAAAGAAAAUAUUACAUUAAUUGAAGAAAAGAAAAUAUAAUAAUUAUUUUGGUAUUGUUCCUAAAGGAGUUUUAUUUUAUUUUUAUAAGUUAAACAUUUAGUUAAAUCAUAUAUAUAUGUGUGUGUUAAAAUAGCUUCUAACUUAAAACUGACUGCAAUGAAAACCUUAACCUAAUGUAAGUAUUGUAGAAAGAAAUCCAAGGAAAUUCAAGAUAUCUGAAUAUGAUCUGCAAGAGAGAAGAAAUUUUGUUGAAAAGACAAAAUCAACUGUUAGGGUGAGUAGUGCAUUUUAAUUCUUUAACUCCUGUGAGCUGGUUGUACCUGCUCAGAGCUGGUUGUACCUGCUCACGGUUUUCUGUUUCUGUCCCUACUUUACUCCUUCACUCAGGAUGUAAUAAUAAUUUUGUAAGAAGCUGAAGAGGUGUAAGGGUUUGGUUUCACCUUGCCAUGACUAGUGAGCCAUUUUGUGAUUCGAUAAGCUUUUUCAUUAUUGAAUUAUCAGUGACUUCCCUGAACUCAAGUUGGAACACAUUUACAGCAAGGGUGAGAGGGUUAUUCAUGCAAUUUUGAUAAAACUACUGAACUUGAACUAGUUACUGUUACUAAUACUAGUCCUCAUCAUCAAUGGCACUACAGCCCAUGUAGGGCCCUGGCCUGCUCCACCACAUCCUUCCAUUCGGAGCGAUCCAUGGCUUUCUAUCUCCAUGCUCGAACCCCCAACUGGUGUAAGUCUGUCUCCACAUCAUCAAUCCACCUCAUCCUUGGGCGACCGAUGAGUUGUCUGCCCCUAGGCUUCUGCCUGUAUAUGAUUUUGGCUGCUCUGCAUUCCGGCAUCCUUUCAACAUGACAUGCCCAGCGUAUUCUGCCUUUUUUUAUCAUUGUGACUAUGGGUGGUUCUUUGUACAAAUAGUAAAGUUCUUGGUUUGUACAUAUUCUCCAGGUAUCAUUUUCUAACACUGGUCCGUAUAUUUUGCGCAGGAUUUUCCUCUCCCAUGUGUUGAGCAGGUUCUCUGCUUUUCUGGUGAGGGUCCAGGUCUCACUAGCGUACGUUACUACAGGUCUUAUGAUGGUGGUGUAUAUUGUCUUCUUUGUUCCCCUUGAUCAGUUUUUGUUUCUCAGUAGCUUUUGUAGACUGAAAUAGAAACGGUUGCCUGCUGUUAUCCUUUCUUUCACCUCCAUCAUUAUCUCAUUGUGCUCAUUUAUAGUUGCCCCUAGAUAUUUGAAUGUGUCCACUCUCUCAAAUUUGUGGUUGUUUAUAUUGAUGUUAUCAUCAGCAUGGGAGUUUCUUGACAUUAUCAUAUAUUUUGUCUUCGGUUCAUUUAUAUCAAGGCCAGCUUUGAAUGAGGCAUUUUCAAGUUCCCUGAAUGCUUUAAUUAUGUCAUUACGGUUUCUACCCAGUAGUGCUAUAUCAUCUGCAUAUGCCAGGUACUGCAAUGGUUGGCUAUAUAAGGUUCCUGAUGGUCGUUGCUCUGUAGUAUCUCUCUGGAAAUAGUUUGUUAUGGUUCCACUGGUGCUAAUGUGAAUGCUUCUAAUAACUUUUUCUAGCGUGAUGUUAAACAGGAUGCAUGAUAGUGAGUCUCCUUGUCUGAGGCCCCGAUUAACUAUGAACUCCCUAGAAUAUUCUCCCUGAAUCUUGAUUCUGCUUUUGGAGUUGGCCAUUGUCAUGUGUAUGAGCCGAGUAAGCUUGUUAGGGACUCCAAGUUCUUGUAAAGCAUUGUAUAAGUAAUUCCUGUUUACACUAUCGUAUGCUGUUUUGUAAUCCACAUAUAGUUGGUGUAUGUCGAUGUUAUAUUCGUAGCAUUUCUAACUGCAAUGGUUGGCUAUAUAAGGUUCCUGAUGGUCGUUGCUCUGUAGUAUCUCUCUGGAAAUAGUUUGUUAUGGUUCCACUGGUGCUAAUGUGAAUGCUUCUAAUAACUUUUUCUAGCGUGAUGUUAAACAGGAUGCAUGAUAGUGAGUCUCCUUGUCUGAGGCCCCGAUUAACUAUGAACUCCCUAGAAUAUUCUCCCUGAAUCUUGAUUCUGCUUUUGGAGUUGGCCAUUGUCAUGUGUAUGAGCCGAGUAAGCUUGUUAGGGACUCCAAGUUCUUGUAAAGCAUUGUAUAAGUAAUUCCUGUUUACACUAUCGUAUGCUGUUUUGUAAUCCACAUAUAGUUGGUGUAUGUCGAUGUUAUAUUCGUAGCAUUUCUCCAGGAGACAUCUUAUAGUAAAAAUAUGAUCCGUGGUUGACCUAUUCUGCCGGAAUCUACAUUGAUAGUCCCCUAGGAUCUGUUCACUGUACUUUUCCAAUGUUCUCGCUAUAAGUUUUGUGAGGAUUUUGUACAUGACAUUAAGAAGGGAGAUACCUCUAUAGUUUGAGCAUAUCAACUUAGAUCCCUUUUUGUGGAUUGGGAUUAUGAGUGCCGUGUCCCAUUCAUUUGGCAUUUCUUCCUCCUGCCAGAUUCUGGUUAUAAGUUCGUGCAUUUGCCUAUGCAGUUCGCUACCACCUUGCUUUAUGAGUUCUGCAGGGAUAAGGUCUAUUCCUGGGGCUUUGUUAUUUUUCAUGGUGGAGAUUACAUCUUUUAUUUCAUUUAAAGUUGGUUGGUUGACCAGUGGGUCCGGUCCUCCUUGUAGCAGGGAGUAAUCCUCAUUGGUUCCUCCACCUGAGCCAUUCAGUAGGCCUUCAAAGUGUUGUGCCCAUCUCUCUAGUACUCUACUGCUCUCUGUGAUCAAUUCUCCAUCCGUGCUUUCACACAUGUGGGAUCUUGCUUGAAAGCCAUUCUUUUCCUGCUUUAUCUUCAGGUACAUUCCCCUCACAUCUCUUUCUUUUGCCAACUCUUCUAUCUCUACUAUUUUUUAUUUUUCCCAAACACGUUUUUUCUUUCUGCAAAUUUUGCUGGCCACCCUUCUUGCUUCAUUAUAUAAUUGUCGUGUUCUUCUUGUUUCCCUUUGCAGCAUCAUUAGCCGAGCUUUGUUUCUUUGUUCUAUAAGUUCUUUGCAUUCUGCGUCAUACCAUCCUGUUCUUUUCACUGCUGGUUUAAAUCCAAUCGUUUCCUCUGUUACACUUGUGACUAUUUGCUUCAUCUUUUCCCAUUGCUGGUUUAUAUCAACGUACUACUGCUCUCUGUGAUCAAUUCUCCAUCCGUGCUUUCACACAUGUGGGAUCUUGCUUGAAAGCCAUUCUUUUCCUGCUUUAUCUUCAGGUACAUUCCCCUCACAUCUCUUUCUUUUGCCAACUCUUCUAUCUCUACUAUUUUUUAUUUUUCCCAAACACGUUUUUUCUUUCUGCAAAUUUUGCUGGCCACCCUUCUUGCUUCAUUAUAUAAUUGUCGUGUUCUUCUUGUUUCCCUUUGCAGCAUCAUUAGCCGAGCUUUGUUUCUUUGUUCUAUAAGUUCUUUGCAUUCUGCGUCAUACCAUCCUGUUCUUUUCACUGCUGGUUUAAAUCCAAUCGUUUCCUCUGUUACACUUGUGACUAUUUGCUUCAUCUUUUCCCAUUGCUGGUUUAUAUCAACGUUGCUGGCUGAUUCUCUUUUGGAUAAUUCUAGUUGAGUUUCAAUCUUCUGUUGAUAUUCCUCAGUAAUUUUUGGGUCCCUACUCAGUUUCUGACUAUUGUACUGUUUUUCUCUUUUAUUUUGUUUAUUGUGGAUGUUACAGAUUCUUUGCUUAUAUAUGAUUCUAACAAGCAUGUGGUCUGAGUCUAUGUCCGCCCCUCUACAACUUUUCACAUCUGAUAUGUCCGAGCCAUGCCUCCGGUCGAUGAGUAUGUGGUCUAUUUGAUUACGGGUAAAUCCAUCUGGAGAUAUCCACGUUGCUUUAUGUAUUUGUUUAUGUUGGAAUACUGUGCUACUGAUUAUCAUUCCUUUUCCAGAGGCGAAGUCUAUAAGACGUGUCCCGUUGUCAUUGCUCUCAUCAUGCAUACUUUCCUUUCCGAUUGUUGGUCUGUAGACUAGUUCUUUCCCAAUUUUUGCAUUGAAAUCGCCAAGGACUAUUUUGAUAUCAUGUCGUGGAGCCUCAUCAAAUACUCUUUCCAGUGUUUCGUAGAAAGUUUCCUUCAUGCUUUCAUCUGUAUUUUACGUUGGAGCAUGAGCGCAGAUUAACGUAAUAUUAAACACUUUUCCUCUAAUCCUUAUGGAGCAUAAUCUUUCACUCACUGGUUUAAAUCCAAUGACUGCAUUUACUGUCUCUCUUUUGACUGCAAACCCUGUUCCUAAGGUAUUUGUGUGGUUUCCACUGUAGAAUAUUGUAUGUUCCUUUGCAUUUAGGAUAUCUGAGUCUUUCCGUCUAAUCUCCUGUAGUGCAGCAAUCACUAUUAUAUAUCUAAGUAAUUCCUCACUGAGGCGGGCCAAGGCACCUGCUCUGUAUAAACUGAGUACAUUCCAAAUCGCUAUCCAAAUGUUAUGUGUGUGGUCAGGCAUGGGUCGAAAUCCAUAAAUAUCAGUCCAUUUUUCUGAUUGUGGUUUUGCUUUCGUAACAUUAGCUUUUUUAUGUGACAGGGUCGUCAGCCCUGCGCAAAACCGUCUGGGGGGAUGCCCCUUGCACCUCUCAGGGUAGCUGCCUUUGUAUUGGGUCGGGUCCCUAGCCUUUGUGGAUCCCUCCACUUCCUACAAGGCAUUAGGUACUGAUUUUGCUCCGCCCCGGGUAUUUUAUUUCCCCGGUACCCUCCAUAUCUGGUGGGCUUUCCCCUAUCCGCCACCUGGGGAGGCGCUCGAUGGAAGAUCAGUAUCUCCUCACGAGACUAAUACUAGUACAAGGGGAAAUAGUACUGAUGUCAUCCACUUUCGAAUAACUGAAACUUUAUCAGAGUAUGUGAAUGACAAGCCUCUGUUACCUAAACGUUGGUGAGAAGUGAAUAGAUUAGUAGAUAAUUUUGAAUUCAACAAAGUGACAAUGUUAAUCCAAAGCUACAUUACACUACACAAACUCAAAGACAGAUAUUGUCUUAUUCUAAAGACCAAUGGCAUUUCAUAGUGGAUAUUGUUAUCUGUAAGCAAAGAAACACUUUGUGACUAAUUAAAUCACAGCUCAUUGUUUUGAAAUUUCAAUUCUGACAGGAUUAUAUUAUUCUUAACCAUUUAAAUCACCAAAUGAAAAUGCCCAACGCCUGGCUAAUCAAUAGACUAAUACUCAAGUGUGUCGGUAAUAGUAAAUCAAGAUGAUGAAUCUAAAGUGACUUCAGUCCAUACUGAAUAUACUCAAUUGACAACCAGAAAAAAAUAAAGCCUUAUUGAAACAGUUGAAAAAAUUCUGGGGAUUUUCCAACUAUGACUAUGGAAGUUAAUUGACAAUUGAUGGCAUAGAGAUAAGAUUCAAGGUCGGUUGAAUUGCAAGAACAAUGCUACUAAACCAUCAAAACAUUCAGUUCAUGUAACAUGAUCUACAUGGAGGACAGACAAUGAUCAUGUUGCAGCUGUGGUUCAAAGAACAUCUUUAGAUCUAUUACUGUCUGAGAUUCAACUACAGCUUAGCAUCCUGAUUCUUUCCUGGUAUCAGGAUCUUUCAUUUUAAAACCAUUUUUAUAAUUUUAUGCAGGGAAAUGGGCAUAUAUUAGGCUGUAUUUAUUGUAACUUUGCUCUGAUUUUUUAUCAUGUGGUGUGUUUUACUGAAACAUGGGCAAUUUUCGUAUAUUUCAAUUAAUUUUGAAUACAUUUAGAUAUUUUAUUGUUCACUAAAAUCUAUAAUUAGUCUAAAAAUGCUAGGAGGGAUAUUUGAAAAGUGAUAAAUAAACUGGUGGUGUUUUGCAGAUUUUCAAUAAUUUUUACUUGUUUAAAAUGAAUUAUUCACUAAUAAGCUUUUUUAAAAUUCUGAUUAUAUUUCUUAAAAACAUUUGUUAAAACUGCAUUCUUUUCAAAUGAUGUUAAACACGUAAGGUCUAACAUUAAUUUAGGCUCAGGAAAAUGAGCAUAAGAUUUUAUGGUAUUUUUUUAAAAUUUACUCUUGAAUUUUAUAAGCUCUAUAAUUUUAUCUAGUAUGUUGUGUCUGUAUUGUGGAUUCACUUUCUUUAGUACCACUUUUUGCUUUCCCCUACAUAGGAUAUGAAGAGUCAGAUAUCAAGUCCAGGUAAUAAACAGAAAGAAGAAUUAAACUCCAGACAAGCCCCAAUAUCCUCUAAUUCAAAUGGCCCUAAAACUCCACAAGAUAAAUACAAGCGACUAGAUGAGGAAAUGGAACAAGCUAAUCAACGAUAUAUCAGUGACACCCAACAGCAGCAAAAAGUAAGUUUCACUAGAUGUUUUUAAUAUGCUGAUAAUUAUCAUAUUCACUAUGAAAUAAAUUACAAAUAUACAUGAUUAGAGUUUACAUAGUUGUGCCAGUGUUUCUCAUAAAUAUGGUACCUGUCUGCCACAAAGGUGAAGAAUAAUAAAGAUUUAAAGAAAACAAUAAUUGAUAAAUUAGGCGCUAGCCUCAUUCUGCAAUAUGGAUAAUAGCUGCUGGUUCUUCACACUUUAAUAAGGGUUAAUAUUUUGAAUUUAAAAUUCAUUUCAACUUAUUAUUUUUAUAAUCAUGUUGAAAAUUUACAGCUAUAAAAUAUGAUUUGAAUCAUCUUUAAAUAAGGAAAGAUAAGAUUAUUUAUUGAUCCAAAUAAAUGGAAAUGUUUUUUUGAUUACAUUGUACAUAUUCAUUUUCAGCACAUAAAUAAAUAAAAAAAAAAAAAUAUUAACAAAGACAGCAUUUUGCAAUUGUAACAAUUUAAACACAAGGCAUCAAAAAUAUUUCUCUAGCAUAGAAAUCAGCCAUCAAUAAAUUCAUUGAAAAUAAUGACUCAAUAAGUGAUCAUUUAGAUUUGUUAACCUUUUCCAUAAACUGUUAGGGGCUCAGUGAUACUAGGAUAAAAUUACAAUUUUUAUUACAGUAUGUGAAUAAAAAUAACACACUAAAUGUUAGGCUUAUAAUUUUUUCUUUUUGUUUUUUUUUAAAUUUUUCAGUCAUCUCAUUUGAAUAAAUAACUUUUUAAUAACCUAUAAAACAAAUAUAUUUCAGUUGUUGAUAAGAACUCAGGAUGACCAACUUGACAUGAUUGGAUCUAGUGUAGGGGUGCUGAAAAACAUGAGUCAGCAAAUUGGAAACGAAUUGGAAGAUCAAAAUAUGUGAGAUGAUAUCAGCUUACUCCUUUAUAAACAAAAUUGAUAUUCAAGUUUAAGAAUUUAUAUUUAAUAUGACUACUUUAAAUAAAUUUUAUCCACAAACUAAUCUUAACUUGAUGGCAUAGAGAUAAGUUUCAAAGUAGUUUUUCUAAUUACAUGUAAAAGAAACAUGCAUAAACAAAUAAUUCCAAGUGCCAUUCAAUCGGGCCUCCUUUUAAAUGUAAUUUAAACUAUUUAAUCUAAUGGCGUAAUCUAAAGUAUUUCCUCACAACCAAUAUUACAUUUAUUCUUAAAAUUCUUUAGAAUGCUGGAUGAAUUUCAUCAUGAAAUGGAUAACACAGAGAGUAAAAUGGACCAAACUAUGAAGAAAAUGGCAAAAGUUUUACAUAUGUCUAAUGGUAAAUGAAAUUAGAUACGUCUAUAAAAGUUAGCAGCUAGGAAUGAAUUUAUUUCACAAACGCCAAUCUACACCAGUGCUUUUAUAAUAAAGUAAGAAGUAGGGAAUAAAUGUAAUUUAUUUACAAUAGCCCAUCUAUACCAGUGCUUUUAUAAUAAAGUUAGGAGCUAGGAAUGAAUCUAAUUUAUUUAAAAUAGCAAAUCUAUCUAUACCUGAGCUCAACUAUCUUUUGGAUAAAGGGUUUGUUUAGUGUAAUAAUAAUUUGGAAUGAUGUUGGGCUGCUCUUUUCAUACCUCGUUUUGCAUAACAGUUAUAUAAUUUAAUUUGCAGCUAUUUUUUUCUUAUUUGAAACUUUUGAAAAUUCUCCUCAAAAUCUUGUUUUCCACAAAUGAGAGAUGGGGGGAAAGAAAAGAUGGGCAGGGAGUAGUUUAAACAAAAUUGACCCUUAUAAAAAAAAACCUUAAAAACUUAUUUUUAAUGAUUGCUCAUCUGCCAUACCACCUACACCUCCCUCACCACUUUACCAUCUGCUCACCCUACUCACUCAACUGCCACCACUCCAUCUCCUAUGAUGAUCGGUUGGGGGGUGGGGGGGGGAAUGAUUCACGCUCCUAGACAGGUUCUUCUCUUCAACUUACAUUGUAUCAAUAUUUGGGUUUGCAUGUAAAAAAAAUGCUCUAGUUUUUUAAAUUUAAUUUUCCAUCUCUGUAUCAGCUAUGCAAUAAACAACCAUUUGUCUUUCUCUUGUCACAGAUCGACGUCAGUGGUGUGCUAUUGGUGUGCUGUUACUGGUUCUACUUAUAAUCAUAAUUCUCUUCUUUGUGGUCUGAUGCUACUCUUACUUUUUAAGAGCACUAAAAUAUUUAAGACAAAGAUUUUCUGUACUUGAUGGAAGUAAGGUAGACUAACUACAUGUUGUAUUUACGGAUGGCUUUGAAUUUCUUACAACAGAAUAAGUAUGUCCCAUGAUAUACAAACUUUGCCACUUCAAAAAACAAAUAUAAAAUAUUACUUUUGGCCAAUAUAUCACUGAAUAUCAGACAGAAUAUAUCAUUUGAAAAUUUUAAGGGGACCAGAAAUAAAAUGUACCUAUCAAGUAAAAUGAACUAUGUCUUGUGGAUUCAAUCUGUUUAUAAUGCCAACUUCUUAUUUCUUUCAUGGAAAAUUCUGUAAAUUUUGCAAGUAACUUAUUGUUGUGAGGUGAUAUUUCCCUAUUUAUCCACAUAUCUUGAGGCUUUUUUUUUAUUACCUUGAGUAAAUAUUAAGGCUGUAAAUGUUAAUGAUACUUUGAGGUAAAAAAUUUGAAUCAAGGACUGUAAAUGUAUGUACAUCUUUCCAUCUAGUACAUGUUGAGGAUUAGUCAAAUAAAAUAUUUCGUCAUUUACAAAACUGAGGAAUGGUUUAGGAGCAAGACUCCAUCUAUACUUUUCUCUGUUUAAGCCUAAUUAGUUAGACUUAAACAAAAAAAUAUUUCUCAAUCAUUAACGUUAACAACUUCAAUCUGUAUCGUAAUUUGAAGGAAACAGCUGCUUUGGGGCUGUCCAUAAAGUACCUCACGCUCAGGGG